UUUAAGCAGAUGCAAAAGGAAUAAAGCAAAUGGGGAGAAAAAAAGGCCGAUAAAGUUUUUGGCUACAAUACAAGAGACAUAUCAUUACCAUAUGAUCUAAUGUGGGUGUCAGCCGGAUUGUGUUCAUUGAGGGAAACCUUAUUUUUUAACUGUGCUAUGGAGUAGAAGCAGGAGGUUUUCAACCUAGUGACAGUCACAGAGCAGCACCUACCCCUCCUCUUUCCACACCUGCAAACUCUUUUGCUUGGGCUGAAUUUAGUGUAAUUACAUCUCAGCUUUGAGGGUUCCUGUGGCAAAUCCCCGGAUUAAAAGGUUCCCUGGUUGUAAUACUACAUGAGAUAAAACAUGAAGGCAACUAUCAUCUUCCUCCUGCUUGCACAAGUUUCCUGGGCUGGACCUUUUCAACAGAGAGGCUUAUUUGACUUUAUGCUAGAAGAUGAGGCUUCUGGCACAGGCCCGGAAGAUAGCUCAGACACAGAAGAUGGCAUUCAUGACCUAGAGCCUCUGGGACCUAUGUGUCCCUUCCGCUGUCAGUGCCACCUCCGUGUGGUCCAGUGUUCUGAUUUGGGUCUCGACAAAGUGCCAAAAGAUCUCCCCCCUGAUACCAUGCUGCUGGACCUGCAGAACAAUCAAAUAACUGAAAUCAAGGAUGAUGACUUUAAGAACCUGAAGAACCUUCAUUCAUUGAUUCUUGUCAACAACAAAAUUAGCAAGAUCAGUCCUGGAGCAUUUGCACCAUUGGUGAAAUUGGAAAGACUUUAUCUGUCCAAGAAUCAGCUGAAGGAACUGCCAGAAAAAAUGCCCAAAACUCUUCAGGAGCUGCGUGCCCAUGAGAACGAGAUCACCAAAGUGCGAAAAGCUGUGUUCAGUGGAAUGAAUCAGAUGAUUGUCAUAGAACUGGGAACCAACCCUCUUAAGAGCUCUGGAAUUGAAAACGGAGCCUUCCAGGGAAUGAAGAAGCUCUCCUACAUUCGCAUCGCUGACACCAAUAUAAACACUGUCCCUCAAGGUCUUCCUUCUUCCCUCACUGAAUUACAUCUUGAUGGCAACAAAAUUACCAAAAUUGAUGCAGCCAGCCUGAAGGGACUGAACAACCUGGCUAAGUUGGGACUGAGUUUCAACAUUAUCUCUGCUGUGGACAAUGGCUCUUUGGCCAACACUCCUCACCUGCGGGAACUUCACUUGGACCACAAUAAGCUGAUCAAAAUCCCUGGUGGGCUGGCAGAACAUAAGUACAUACAGGUUGUCUACCUUCAUAACAACAACAUCUCCGCAAUUGGCCCUAAUGACUUCUGUCCACCUGGAUACAACACCAAAAAGGCCUCUUAUUCGGGCGUGAGCCUUUUUAGCAACCCAGUGCGGUACUGGGAAGUCCAACCAUCCACUUUCCGAUGUGUCUAUGUGCGCUCUGCCAUUCAGAUCGGAAACUAUAAGUAACUCCCAAGAAAGCCGUCACUUUCAUAACCUGGCAAAUCCCACUAAUGUUAUUACUCGGGAAAAAAAAAAAAGAUACUGGAAACCCAACUGCAAUGUGGAUGAUUUUCCCACAUGACUUAUGCAUAAAGCCAAAUAUGCAGUUUAAAUAAUUGCCUACAAUAAAAAAAAUAUUUUGCCUGCCAUUUUCAGAAUUCUUUUUUAAAACUUUCUGUUGAUGUUAACUGAACUACUACAGAUAUUCUUAUUUCACAAAAUGUAAAAUUUGGAGUAAAUAUGUAUGUAAACAACUUAGUAAAGCUUUUUCUUUCAAUUU
Messenger RNA from Talpa occidentalis (Iberian mole), 1750 nucleotides. RefSeq names its product decorin (gene DCN). Gene Ontology annotation, molecular function: protein binding. The record is from RefSeq and is a predicted model, not a curated record. Lineage: Eukaryota; Metazoa; Chordata; Mammalia; Eulipotyphla; Talpidae. The coding region runs from base 346 to 1437 and encodes 363 amino acids. The transcript is spliced from 8 exons.